Messenger RNA from Magallana angulata, 1149 nucleotides. Its product is annotated as complement C1q-like protein 4. The transcript is spliced from 3 exons. The record is from RefSeq and is a predicted model, not a curated record. Gene Ontology annotation, molecular function: protein binding. NCBI's taxonomy places the organism in Eukaryota, Metazoa, Mollusca, Bivalvia, Ostreida, Ostreidae. Bases 486 to 1016 code for a protein of 176 amino acids.
GUGAAGAUAUUUAAUUGUUUUGCUCGAAUACAUUAAUUUUACAGAUACAGAAUUGACUGCCAAACUUUUCUGAAGUGAAAGCUCAAGCGAGCUUUGCGUAUCAUAUUGUGUCCCGUCCGUCCAUUUGCCUGUAUCGCAGUCAGUAAACAAUUUACAUCCAGGACCACAUGACGAAUUCAACUAAAUUUGGCAUGAAAAAUGUUUGUAUUCUGCCUGGUACAGGCAGAUAGCUAACCAUAAACAAAAGUCACACGCGUUCAUGUUUUAAUGUGUGGUACACGUUGCUGUCGUUGUUUUAAUGUGUGGUACACGUUGCUGUCGUUGUAAUGAGUGGUACACGUUGCUGUCGUUGUUUGAAUGUGUGAUACACGUUGCUGUCGUGCAAAAGGUUGGUAAAAAAUAGUGGUUCGAGGCACGCAUCUGACAGGAUGGAAUAGGAUUGACAAAAUGUGACCGCACUGAUUGAAGUUGUAAUCGGCAUAACAAUGUUAGUAUGUUUCACUAACGAAUCUGUCAAUGCUGAUUGCAACAAACAUACGACAUCUCGGUUGCUCAAAAACCAAAUUUCGCUUCUGGAGAAGUCGGUUACCAUGGUAGUGGAUUCAGGAUGUGACUCUGAUAACUUACCGACGGCGUUUCAUGCUGAAAUGAGCAGCACCAAAAUACACCCAAAGGACGCGAUAUUUGUGUACGACCGGGUAGUAACAAACGAAGGCAGUGCUUACAAUCAACAGACAGGUAAAUUUACAACACCAGCUACAGGUCUCUACCUGUUUGCCUGGUCAGCUCUCAGUGAUCCAGGGAAGACCUCAGAUGUUGCCUUAUUUGUCAACGGAAAACGUACAGGAAGAAUCGCCCAGAAUAACACUGGAGGAGGAGGGAAGUAUAUAACAGCAAGCAGUACCGUCAUCUUGACAUUAAAGAAAGGAGACAUCGUACAUCUAGCUGAUUCUAGUAAUACGCCGGCUUAUUUAAGGGGAGAGUACUCAACUUUUAGUGGUGUACGGCUGGGCUGACCAAUUCAAUACUUCGAACCUGAAUAACAAUAUAUUGUGCUUGAAAAAUAAUGUUUCAGCAUUUAACUUUUGUUAAAGGAAAAUGUUAAAUAGAAAUAAAUAUCAGUCAAUACCUCUUUUUUCAGUAUUUGUU